Molecule: messenger RNA, 631 nt
Organism: Arachis ipaensis
Lineage: Eukaryota; Viridiplantae; Streptophyta; Magnoliopsida; Fabales; Fabaceae
Source: RefSeq, a predicted model, not a curated record
UUAUGUGUGCUGAGGAACUUCUUUGCAAUUUGUUGUGAACAUAGAACUCAUUGCUCUGUGUGGUUGAUGAAGGAGUAUGGAGUGUUUGAAUCUUGGACUAAAUUGGCCAUGAUCCCACAGUACCUUGGCAUACACAUUAUUCCUCUGUAUCUUUGGGAAAAUGAUGUUCUUCAUGGGACUGCUGCUCCCUAUUCAAGAAUAAUUAGGAAUAACUUAAACUAUGGUAACUUUAAGUUCCCUGUCAUUGAUAGCCACAGGGAUGACAUGAUGAAAGUUUCUCCUUUGUCUAAGCUCUCCAUCGCGGCGAAGCGAUUCCAUAUUUAUCAUGAAAGCUUGGUUUCACCAUCACACUGUGGUCUUGUAAGUAGCACAUCUGAAAUGUGUUGGAUCAAAGUCAUCAAAAACCCAUGUCUACAAUUUCUUCCAAGUGAAUUCCUCUAUUGGGCUGCAAAACUAUACUUUCUGUCCAUGAUUAUUUUUGAACAAGCUAAGCAUUCUUAUCAAGAUCAGAUCCUAGGCAACUCCGAUGGCUAUUAGCUAUGCACGCACUUCUUUAUUUUGUGAUCAUUCAAGAUAUGAUAUGUUGAAAACCUCACUGAUGAUAAUGACUUUGGUUAUGAUGUUGGAUUAA